AUGUCUAAACCAGAAAAUAAUCUUGAUGAAUGGAUUAAUUCAACUGAUAAUAUUAAUGAUAUGAUUGAUAAAUUUAUAAUCCAUUUGAUUAAAAUACAAGAUGAGGGUAAAGAUUUUAAUUUAACGAAGGAUUUUAUUAACAAAUGCAUUGCUAUAUCUACUAGAUCAGCUGAUGAUAUUUUUAAAUGGCUUAAAGAAAAUAAAAAUGAUUCAAAAUAUGUUUUCUUUUUUGGAAUUUUCAUUUAUUAUUAUGUGGUUGAUUUAAAAGAAGAAAAUGAUGUAGAUGGAUUUAAAUGCUUCCAAAAAACGUCAAACGAUUAUCCGAUUGCACAAUUAUAUUUAGGUAGAUGUUAUACUAAAGGUUUCGAAAAAGGUUUAGAAAAGUCCUGUAAUGAUAAAGGAACAGAAAAGACAUUUUUUUGGUACCAAAAAGCUGCUGAAAGUGGAAAUGUUAUCGCACAAUUUAAGCUAACUUCUUUGUAUUUAAGAGGAAUAGUUCAUCGAGAUUUUCAUAGUGGAAAUAUUCUUUGUGAAAAUGAAAAUGAUAUCAUAAUAAGUGAUUUGGGAAUUAGUAAAUUAUUAAUUGAAUCAAAUGAUAAUAAUUGUGUGUAUUAUGGGAUUAUUCCUUAUGUAGCUCCAGAAAUCUUUCAAUUACAAACAUGUACUAAAGCUUCAGAUAUAUAUAGCUUUGGUAUAAUUAUGUGGGAAUUAAUGACGGGUAGAAAACCAUUUUGGGAUCGAAAAUGGGAUAUACAUCUUAUUAUUGAAAUUCAUGAUGGUAUUCGUCCUCCAAUAAUUACAGAUGCACCGGAAGGAUAUAUUGAACUUAUGCAAAAAUGUUGGGAUUCAAAUCCAAAUGAAAGGCCAACGGCGUAUGAAAUUAUUAAAUCUAUUAAUGAAAUUAUUUUUAAUGAAAAAAUGAAUCCAACUAAAAUUAUGGAAUCCAAAGAUAUUGGACCUAUAUUAGUAAAUGAUCCAGGUGUUAUAUCCACUGGAAUAUUGACAAACUCUGAAACAUUUACGAUCGGUAAAAGAAAAUUCCAUGAUGAUUUAAUUGAAAGUUAUGACAUUGAUGCGAGCAGUAAAAGAAUCAAAUCUAAUGAGGAAACUUGUGAUGAAUCUAUUAAUACUAUUUAUUUUUCCAAAUCUUUAGAAUUUGAUAUCUGA
This is a messenger RNA of Funneliformis geosporum, 1167 nucleotides long. The record is from the annotation of a GenBank genome assembly. NCBI's taxonomy places the organism in Eukaryota, Fungi, Glomeromycota, Glomeromycetes, Glomerales, Glomeraceae.